This is a messenger RNA of Prorocentrum cordatum, 1202 nucleotides long. Lineage: Eukaryota; Dinophyceae; Prorocentrales; Prorocentraceae. The record is from the annotation of a GenBank genome assembly.
AUGCGUGGUGGCUGGCUGCUCGUCUGCGUUCUCGCCCGGUGCCAGCCAGUUCCCGCCUCGUCCCCGCUCCGCGCGCUGUCUGUGUGUUCCUGCCACAUGUCCGCUCCGCAGGAAGAUUAUCUAGGCACCGUCCUCGUCAACGGGGAGAUCCCGGACGACCGGCUGGUGCGGCAGGUGCGCGCCUGGGCGGCCUCUUCGCGGGGCCUCAGCGGCGGGGACUUCGACCUCCUGCAGGUGGCCGAGGCGGUGGACGGCCGUGCCGCUCCACGCGCCAUCUGCGGGGUGCUGCGGGCGCAGCUGCUGCUCGCGGGCAGCGCGGAGCCUGUGAGGGCCAUCGUCGCGCUGUUCUACAGGGCGCGCGACUACCUCAACCAGGAGUUCUGGGAGGACCAGGUCAGGAGACUCUGCGACAUCGUGUCCGAGGAGUACCUGCGGGGUGGGCGCGGGGUGCAACUCAUGUCGAAGGAGAAAGUCGGGCUGCUGGGCGAGCUGGAGGCGCUGCACAGCGUAGGCCCCUCGUGGCGAGGCGCGGCCGCCGCCGCGGUGGAGCCCGAGCUGCUGGGCGCCGCGGGCGGCGCGGGAGCCGCGCCCGGCGGCCCCAGGUUGCACGUGCUGACCGGCCUGGAGGGCGGGCCGGCUGGUCGCGGAUCGCUCGCGCAGGGGCGUUACGUGCUCCGUGGCAAGGAGGGCGAGGCCACCUGCGGCGUCCGCGUCCUCGGCACGGCCACCGCGCGGCUGCUCUGCAGCUCCGCGUGGGCGGGCGAGGGGCGCGGCGCGGAGCUCGCGGCGCUUGUGGAGUCGCUGCGGCGCCGCAGCGGCAGGCCCGCGUGCACGGUGCUCGCCGACGCGCGCGACGCCCGGUGGCGGAGGCUGUGCUCGGAGGCGGCGCCCUCGCUGGGCCUGUGGCGCGCGCGCCGGCCCGCGAAGAUCGCCAUCACCGGCGUGCCCGUCGGGCUCACGGAGGAGGAGCAGGUGAGCCUCGCGAGGGAGCCCUUCGAGGUCCCCUGGGAGUUCCUGCCCUUCCACGCCGGGCGCGUUGUCCUGAUCUGAGUGCCGCGGGGUGCGCGCGGCGGGCCGCCGCGCGUGCCGCCUCCCCGCAGCCCAUGGGCCGCCGGAGUGCAGGCCCGUCGCGGGUGCCGAGGAGGAGGAGGAGGUGUGCGCGGCGCGAGAGGGCGCGGUGCCAGAGCGGAGCUGUUGCGCGG